UCGUGGAGGUCUACCUUUCCUACACUUUCAUCCACUGGCCCAGGGCCUGAAGGGAGGAGGGACUGAAUGGACGUCCCCUACCCUCUUCCCUCUUUCUGUUGGGCAGGGAAAAAUAAAGGACAGUCCAUCCUCCGAAAGGCCUUACACUCUGCCGGGGUACAUGCCAUGCAGAGAAGGGUGUACUGGAUUGAUGCGAAGCAUGAAGAGAAUAGGCCAUACGUGGGAUUCCAAGGAGUGGAUGUCAGAAGACACAGGGGAUGAGAGCCUGGGCAAAGGCAUGAUGCCAGAGUAGAGAAGGUCAUCCCUGGCUCCCCUGGGCCCACCCUGACCAGUGACCCCAGACCAUGCUCCCCUUCUGCGCCACCUGGACUCUCCUUGAAAGCAGGCACCAUCUGCCUUGUUUUUAUUCUUCUCCCCAGCAUGGAGCAUGGUGCCUGGCACGUAGCAGGAAUGCUCCAGAAUGGGAAGAAAUUUGAUUCCUCCAGAGACAGAAACAAGCCUUUCAGGUUUAAGAUUGGCAGACAAGAAGUGAUCAAGGGCUUUGAAGAAGGCACCGCCCAGAUGAGCCUGGGUCAGAGGGCGAAGCUGACCUGCACCCCUGACGUGGCAUACGGAGCCACGGGGCACCCGGGAGUCAUCCCUGCCAAUGCUACCCUCAUCUUUGACGUGGAGCUGCUCAGGUUAGAGUGAGCGCUCAGGUGCGCCGGCUGAGGCAAGCCACCACCGCCGCCACUGCUCAUGCACUAUAUCUCCCUUCUUUCCCGGGAGGGUCCACAGUCCCCAGUGCUUCCCAUUCCAAGCUCUCAUACCAGUGAUGUCUGCCUUCAUUAGUUGUGUGUGUGUGCGCGCGCGCGCGUCCAGUUCUGCGUUGACAAGCUUCUUGGCUUUGAGGAAACGCCUGCCAGGAACAUUCUCAAACUGGACAUUUUCUUUAACUUGCAUGUGAUAGCAUUUGAGAUCACCCCCACCCUGCCCCGCCCCCACACAUGUGUGUACGUGUGCUUUUUAUUUAUGAAGCAAAAAGUCUGCACUGCCUUACUUGUCCACUGACCCCAGGAGCCGCUAGUCUUCAGAUAUGUGCACAAGCCAGGCACGCAAGCCCACCUACCUGCCCGAGAUCCUGCCUGGUCCUUGCUGCUAAUCUGAACAGUCCCUUUGGAAUUAAGACAUAUGCAAAAUAAAGGCUCAGUAGAAGCCCAGUCCUCAGCAUCUCAGCCUCAGCCUCCCUUGGCUCCCUGGGGCAGUAGUAAGAGGGAAGGGGGGAGGUAGGGCCCCAGAAUCCACACUGACAGCCGAAGGUCACAAGGAGAGGAUGGGGGACAAAUCUGCCCCAAGCUACCUGUCUCACCCUUUCCAAGGCUAACUAAUAUUUCCGAAAUGACACAGAAAAAGCAGCCCCGAAGUAAGGUUCCACUGGCCCCUCUCCAGUAGCCUGGAUUCUCCUUUGCAUAUUGAAGGCCUUCACAGGCUCCUGAAGACCCCAGAGCAAAAGAGGCUGAUGGCUAGUGCCUCAAUACACCCACACCAGAGGAUGAAGCCCCUUCCUGGCCUGAUCGAGCUUACGUGAGGCACAGGACCCAGUGUUUCAACAAU
Trichosurus vulpecula (common brushtail) is the source of this 1593-nucleotide messenger RNA. RefSeq names its product FKBP prolyl isomerase 1B (gene FKBP1B). The coding region runs from base 421 to 690 and encodes 89 amino acids. Gene Ontology annotation, cellular component: sarcoplasmic reticulum membrane. Gene Ontology annotation, molecular function: peptidyl-prolyl cis-trans isomerase activity. Gene Ontology annotation, biological process: regulation of cardiac muscle contraction by regulation of the release of sequestered calcium ion. The transcript is spliced from 3 exons. The record is from RefSeq and is a predicted model, not a curated record. NCBI's taxonomy places the organism in Eukaryota, Metazoa, Chordata, Mammalia, Diprotodontia, Phalangeridae.